Camellia sinensis is the source of this 1068-nucleotide messenger RNA. RefSeq lists its product as uncharacterized. NCBI's taxonomy places the organism in Eukaryota, Viridiplantae, Streptophyta, Magnoliopsida, Ericales, Theaceae. The record is from RefSeq and is a predicted model, not a curated record.
UUUUCCUGAUCUCUUUGACCUCUCUUUCUUCAACACAGCAACCCAAAGAAAAAUAAAAAUAAAAAAAACAUGGCUGCCGCCUUGGUUGGAGGAUUUCUAUCUGCUAGCCUUCAAGUUCUGUUUGACCGUUUGGCUUCUCCUGAGCUCGUGAACUUCUUCCGAGCUCGAAAGCACGAUCAUGAACUCCUCAAGAAACUCAAAUUACGACUGUUGGGACUCAAUGCUGUGCUUGAUGAUGCAGAGGACGAGCAGAUCACUAAUCCAGCGGUAAAAGAUUGGUUGGAUGAACUUAAAGAUGUUGUAUAUCAUGCUGAUGAUUUACUGGAUGAUAUUGCUACUGAAGCUUUGCGAUGCAAAUCUGAUGAACAAGAGUACCAAAGUGGCCCAAACCAGAUGGUGGGCAAGAUAGUCGAAAUCGGCCGCCAUCAACAUGACGCUAUAGAACAGAUCGGCUUCUUGAAAGUCAAGAUUGACAAUGAAAAGAGCAAGGAUGUGGUAGCCUCUCAAAGAUCCGAUUUCGAGGCAUCGCAAACGGCGGAGGAACGUGCGAGAGCUGACUCUGAGGCCGAGCGAGCGAGGAAUUCCAACCAACUAAGGCUUGCCACCGAAGAGAGAGCAAAAGCGAGUGAAAAAGCGCUCAAGUUAGCCAAGGAGGUGAUCACCAAGCUGGAAGCUGACUUGGAAGAUUCAAGGAAGGCAAAGAAAAUAGCCGACUUCGAGAUUUCCAAAGUGUUCCAAGUUGGGAAGGACGCCGCCUUGGAAAACUACGUAGAAGAAGUGCCCAAGUUCGAGAAUCAGGGCUUCAAACACGGCUGGCUCAAAGCCCUCACUGCUGUGAAUGUGACAUUAGCACAGUCGAUUCCAUACGAGCAGGUGGACGUUGAGCCGUUGGCGUCUGACCCUGAAGAUUGAUUAGGGGAUAUUUUGGUUUUUGGUAAGCAUCUUAGAUGCAUAGUUUUUGUAGGUUUUUGUUAGUAGAUUUUCAUUUCUUUAAGUGUAAACUAAUUUUCAUGUGUAAAAUGACUACCAUUUGCGCUCAAUUUAUUAAUAAAAAUUUUCUAUGCUUUC